Nothobranchius furzeri (turquoise killifish) is the source of this 1138-nucleotide messenger RNA. RefSeq names its product matrix-remodelling associated 7 (gene mxra7). The record is from RefSeq and is a predicted model, not a curated record. Lineage: Eukaryota; Metazoa; Chordata; Actinopteri; Cyprinodontiformes; Nothobranchiidae.
AGAGGAUGUGACGUGCGGAUCGGAGAGCAGAUUGUGCUGGAUCCCAUAAACGCUGUCCGUUACCGCUGAUGUUCGAGGAUUAGCAGAAGCAGCGAGAUGGUUGAGUGAGACGAAGGCUCCGGUGAAGGCAGAGCGGGACGACAUGGAUCUGACUUUUGUUUUGUCCGCCAUCAUCUUCACGCUUCUGGCUGUCGUGGUCGCCACGUCGCUGCUCAGCGGCUCCUCGCCUGCAGCGGACUUUGCAAACGCGCGGAGUUACUUUGAGCACCGGGGAUUAGAGAAGCCCGAGGCCAAGCAGAACGGCCAUGUAGCCGAGGAGAAGAAGAAGAAGGAAGCGGAGAGCUGGAGCGAGAUUAGCGGGAGCUCCCACGAUCACUGGGAUGUGGUCAAAUCUGUGCUUUCAGAGCAGAAUUACCCCCAUGCUCCCACUGAAGACGUUGUUGAGCACUCCACCUCCACAUCCAGCUUGUCUGUCCCCAGUUCUGGAUCCAGAGACAUCAGUUUAGAGGUAGACUCAUCAUCUGAAGCCUCAUCAGGGAGGGGUCGUAGGUCGUUCAUUGGGCUCUCUGAUACGGAGCUCCUAAAACGUGCUUUCUCCUACCCCCAGACUGAAGGAGCCGCAGAGAGCCCGGGGAACAACGCAGAGACGGUGGAAUCGGAUGCAAAUAACUCCUUGAAGUAUGUUCCUGGAAAGAUGCGGUCGCACCAUUUAGAGAUGAUGAUGUCCAAAGAGGAGCUGGAGGAAGAGCAGAGGGUCCAGCAUGAGCAGCUGGCCGCCAUCUUCCAGCUUUUGAAAGACAACAAGGAGACAUUUGGGGACAUAUCUGAGGGAGACUUAGAGGAUCAGCUCCGACUCUACUCCAUCUGACCUUCCUCCAUCUCCAGUGUUUUUUUUUAUCCAGAACUUUAUGCCAGUUAUUUAAAAUAAAUCUGUUUGCAGUAUUCAGCAGCUACCGUGUCCUCUAUCACAGCAGCUGCUCAUUUGGUGUUUUAAAAUGUUUGGUCACAUCCAUGAUGUAUCCCCACACUUGCCACAGGUAGUGAUGCAAAAAUGACUGGAAAAGGAAUAAAGGAGUGUUGUCUAGUUACAUCUGAAUUAUAUUUCCUUUCCUGUGUAAUAAACCAAAACAUUUUGAAA